ACUUGGUGACGAAAACAUCAGAGAGAGGAAGGAAGAUAAGCAUAAAUGAUGAGAGAGAGAGAGAGCUGCGUGGCUUAUUUUAUAGGUGAUGUGCUUUCUCUUCUUUUAAGCCUCAACCCAAAAUAAACCAAAAUAUUACAGGGGGACGCAUUCCUUCUUUUCUUUUCCACAUCUCUCUAUAAGAGAUAACAAGUAGUAGAAGAGCUUUCAGUUUCAGACUAUUAGCUUUAUUAAUCUCAAAGAUAUUUGUAUUUAGUCUGUGUCUGUGACCCUACUGGCCUACCCACAAUCACAAACACUAUCAAGAAGAUGAUGUUUCCCCACAUACACAGACAGCUCCGCUGUUUUGCCCACCUAUAGAUGCAUACUUGGUAGAUCUGUAGACGAAGGAGAGAGAGAGAGAGAGAGGGUUUUGUUUCUGUAAUGGAUAAAAGCUGUCAAUCCUCUGGUGAUUCUACCAUCACCAGUGGUAGCAGCAGCAGUAACACCACCGUUAGUAGCACCAGAGAUCAGUACCUCAAAAACCUCAAUAAGCUUUCCCAUAAGAUCUCCAAACCCAUCAUCACCAAGAAGCCGCUGCCACCACCUCCUUUUGAUAAUCACAACUUUAACAACAUUAAUUCUAAUGCCAAUAUUACAUCUCAACCGCAACAGCAACCGCAAUCGCAGCAGCAGCAGAAUCAGCAGGCACAGCAGCAGCAACAUCAACCACCGGUGUACAAUAUCAACAAGAAUGAUUUCAGAGACGUGGUCCAGAAACUCACCGGAUCCCCGGCUCAUGAGAGGUUCUCCACGCCUCCCCCUAUUCACCCACCCAAGCCUCCAAGCUCUCGCUUGCAGCGUAUACGCCCGCCUCCCCUGGCGCAGGUCGGCAACCGCCCGCCUCCCUUGAUAAACAGCGCCAUCCCUCCUCAUCAACUACCUCCUCCACCUCUUAACGCCUCCAUAAACCCUCCCAUGCCUACUGCUGCAGCGACCAACAAUUUCAUCCAACGCCCAUCAGCUCCUCUGUCACCGUUACCUCCGUUUCCGGCGGUCCACGCGGCGGCGGAGUCUCCGGUUUCUGCUUAUCUGCGAUACCUUCAGAACUCCAUAUCUGCCGUCGAUUCUAAUAGGCAAUUUUCGGGAUUCUCGCCGCUAGCGCCCCUGGUUUCUCCUCGUUGGAAUAAUCUACCUCAACAGCCACCUCUGCAACAGAACCCACAACCAUUCGAUCCGCUGCAGCCGGGGAUACUAUCGUCGCGGACAUCAGGUAUGAUAGCAUCACAGCCGCAGUUCCAGUUACCAACGUCACCGCUGCCGUUUGGGUGCUUGAACUCGCCACGAUCACCGUACCCUUUGCUUUCACCAGGUCUAUUGCUCUCACCAUCUUCGUUUCCGCUAUCACCGACAUUGCCAGUGCCUAGCCCAAGAUGGAGAGCUCUUUGAGAGUUUCAUCUUCUUCUUCUGGUAAGUGUUUUCUGUUUUACACAACGUUGUCGUUUAGGGUUAAGAUAGUUAGGGUAUCAAUGAAUUAUGUUUUGUACAUAGUUGGGGGCUAAUUGGAUUACCAUUGGUUGGAUUGGACAAGCGUCUGACACUGGUUAUUUAGAUGUUUGUUUUUCUGUAAAUGGAAAUUAAAACAUGUGAAACAGGAAAAUCCUAUAUUUGUUUUCCCCCUUUCUCUGUGUGUGCUUUUUUUUGGAUUUUUUGGGGCAGACGGUCACAAGUUAUUGAAUUGUAGUUGGACUAUGAUGCUGUUAUUUAGUAAAUUUUGACAUUUUAGAAUGUUUCUGUAGUCUCUAGUUCAUUUCUAUUUGUGUUUGUGUACUAAUUGAGCACAAUCAUGUAUUCUUUGGAGAAAUCUUGUUGGGUAAUUGAUAUGUUGAGCAGUGUGUAUGCCUUCAA
Hevea brasiliensis (rubber tree) is the source of this 1887-nucleotide messenger RNA. Its product is annotated as VQ motif-containing protein 9. Bases 424 to 1428 code for a protein of 334 amino acids. NCBI's taxonomy places the organism in Eukaryota, Viridiplantae, Streptophyta, Magnoliopsida, Malpighiales, Euphorbiaceae. The record is from RefSeq and is a predicted model, not a curated record. The transcript has a single exon.